Molecule: messenger RNA, 414 nt
Organism: Baudoinia panamericana UAMH 10762
Lineage: Eukaryota; Fungi; Ascomycota; Dothideomycetes; Mycosphaerellales; Teratosphaeriaceae
Exons: 2
Source: RefSeq, a predicted model, not a curated record
AUGUCCUCGACGUCUCCACCAAGAUACAUUCUUGGAGCCGGUCUUGGGCCUUACGCGAACAAGCAGCCUUCCGCCAUCCAGCACUUCGGCCCCAACGUUGGUGACAAAGUGAAAGAGCUUGUCGCUCAAAGCACGGCCGAAGCCCGCGAAGCUGGCUUCGAAAUCAUCUCACAUAACGUCAACCCUGGUGAGCCCGAGGCGAGCGUGCAGAAAUUCACAGCCCUCCUGAAGGAACGGGACUGGGCCGGCGUAAUUGUCGGUUUCGGGCUGAGAGGCCAAAAGGAGCAUACCGUGCUGUGCGAGCGGUUGCUGAAUGUCUGCCGGGUAGUGGUUCCGAAGGCGGUGAUCAUGCUGACGAACGGCCCGGAUGAGCUGUACACCGCUAUCAAGCGAAACUUCCCGGAUGGGAGCGAG